Molecule: messenger RNA, 2491 nt
Organism: Ananas comosus (pineapple)
Lineage: Eukaryota; Viridiplantae; Streptophyta; Magnoliopsida; Poales; Bromeliaceae
Product: wall-associated receptor kinase 5-like
Exons: 4
Coding region: 15-2270 (751 amino acids)
Biological process (GO): protein phosphorylation; cell surface receptor signaling pathway
Cellular component (GO): plasma membrane
Molecular function (GO): polysaccharide binding; ATP binding; calcium ion binding
Source: RefSeq, a predicted model, not a curated record
GGAGGAAUUGAAACAUGCACCCUUCGCUGCUCAAACUCUUUAUCCUAUUAUUUCUUAUUUUCUUUUCCCCGGCAUCGUCCUCUGUCACAGCUGCCGCCCCCACUGCUUUACCAAACUGCCUCGACAAAUGCGGGAACAUCACGAUCCCCUAUCCCUUCGGCACGUCCUCGAAUUGCUACCACAACAGCGGCUUCUACAUCGCCUGCAACGCGACCUACGACCCGCCGAGAGCGUUCGUCUCGACCACCAACAUCGAGCUCACCGGCAUCUCCCUUUCCGAUGCCACCGCCACCAUCCUCACUCCGAUAGCCCACGACUGCUACGCCCCGCUCGGCCUCGGCCCCGACAUCAACAACAUCUGGACCGACGUCUCCGGCCUCCCCUACACCUUCUCGCACACGCGCAACAAGUUCACCGCCCUCGGCUGCGACACCGUCGCGCUCAACUUCGAGUACAACGUCCUGGACUACUCCAGCGGGUGCGUCUCGUUCUGCGACGACCAGUCGAGCAUCGCGAACGGCACGUGCUCCGGCAUCGGCUGUUGCCAAACAUCAAUACCCAAAGGGAUGCAUAGAGUGUACACGGUGCUGAGGAGUUUGAGGAACCACACAACGACGUGGAACGUGAGCCCCUGUAGCUACGCGUUCGUGGUGGACCAGGAACAGUUCGUGUUUAAUUUAACGGAUUUGUACGGGUUUUACAGCAAAAAUGAGGGGAAGGUCCCCACGGUGAUGGAUUGGGCCAUUGGGAAUGCCACGUGUCAGCAGGUGAAUGGCACGGAGAAGUUCUCCUGUGGAGCGAAUAGUUACUGCGUCGACAACGACAAUGGGCCGGGUUACAGGUGUAACUGCAAUAGUGGGUACCAAGGAAAUCCUUAUUUAGCCGAUGGGUGCCAAGAUAUCGACGAAUGUGCGGAUCCGGGCACGAGUCCGUGCGCCGGAAUCUGUGAGAACACGCCGGGCAGCUACGCCUGCUCGUGCCCGCAGGGCUACUACGGCGACGGCAAGAAAUCCGGGAGCGGCUGCAUCAACAAGCCCAAGAAAUUCCCCCUCAUCCAAGCUGUUCUUGGUAGUGGAUUGAGCUUCUUGUUCCUCCUAGUGAGCGGCUCGUGGGUGUACUGGAUAUACCGAAAGAGAAAGCUAAUCCAACUCAAGGAGAAGUUCUUCAAGCAGAACGGGGGAUUGCUGCUGCAGCAGCAGAUCGCGUCCCGGGAGGGCGCAGCGGAGUCGGCGGCGCGAAUAUUCACCGCGGAGGAGCUCAAGGCCGCGACCGACGACUACAGCGAGAGCCUCGUGCUUGGCCGCGGCGGCUACGGCACCGUCUACAAGGGCGUCCUCCCCGGCGGCCGCGUCGUCGCCAUCAAGAAGUCGAUGGUCGUCGACCGCACGCAGAUCGAGCAGUUCGUCAACGAGGUCGUCUUGCUCUCCCAAGUCAUUCACAAGAACGUGGUCCGGCUCCUCGGCUGCUGCCUCGAGACCCCCGUGCCGCUGCUCGUCUACGAGUUCGUGUCCAACGGCACGCUGCACCACCACAUCCACGGAGCGCCGUCGUCGCUGUCGUGGGAAACGCGGCUGCGGAUAGCCGCCGAGACCUCUGCUGCGCUGGCUUAUCUUCAUUCUGCCAUCGCGCGCCCUAUCUUCCACCGCGACGUCAAGUCCGCGAACAUCCUGCUCGACAACAACUACAUGGCAAAGGUGGCGGACUUUGGGGCGUCGCGGCUGAUCCCGCUGGACCGGACGCAGAUCACGACGUUGGUGCAGGGGACGUUGGGGUACUUGGACCCGGAGUAUUUCCAGACGGGGCAAUUGACGGAGAAGAGCGACGUGUACAGCUUCGGAGUGGUGCUCGCGGAGCUUCUGACGGGGCAGAAGCCGCUCUCGCAGCGGCGGCCGGAGGAGGAGAGGAAUCUGGCUAUACAUUUCCUGCUGCACAUGCGGGAGAACCGGUUGUUUCGGAUAGUAGAGCCCAGAGUGAGGAGCGAGGGGAGUAGGGAGCAGCUAUCGGCGGUCGCGGAGCUGACGCAGCGGUGUCUGAGGCUGAGAGGGGAGGAGCGGCCCGAGAUGCGGGAGGUGGCGGCGGAGCUCGAGAGGGCGAGGAGGGGGCGGACGGCGACAGAGGACGCGGCGGCGGACGCCGAGGGGGAGACGGAGAGUUCGCUUGGGAGGAGAGGAGAGACCAGGUACUACACUGCGGCGCCUGUGAUGAUCCAUACUACUGGGGACGUGGACUUGGAUGAGCAUAUCCUGUUGUCGCUGGAGAUGCGGAGGUGAUUAAUUGGCUAGUUAAUUACUAUUGGUUGUUUAAUAAUGUGUUGUGUUGUGUUUAGCUAAUUAGGGGAGGGGAUUAAUGCAUAUGGUUGACACUUUUUUCUUUUCUUUCCAUUUUGUAUGUGUAUUUGAAUAAGUUGAAUAGAAAUGCCUAAAUAAGUGUAGUUAAUUUGUAAUGGUUUGUACGGUUUGACUUCAAAUGUACCUAGAUCAAUAAAUUAAGA